Messenger RNA from Saprolegnia parasitica CBS 223.65, 1988 nucleotides. RefSeq lists its product as hypothetical. The record is from RefSeq and is a predicted model, not a curated record. The transcript is spliced from 3 exons. Lineage: Eukaryota; Oomycota; Saprolegniomycetes; Saprolegniales; Saprolegniaceae. Bases 34 to 1950 code for a protein of 638 amino acids.
UCGGAGGGGGCCGGUAAAAUUAGACGGCGAAGCAUGCACGAGCGGACGACGUUGCCGGGCCUUGGGCACGCCCAGUCGCUGCCGCAUCUGGCCGACGCCCAGAAGGAGCUGCCAAAUUCGCAGAGCGCGCUGGGUCUUGUGUCGCCGCCCAAGAAGCUCAAGAAGAAGCGGACGCUGGCACCGCUGCCGCCGCCAGUAAGCCGCCCGACGUCGCCCGCCAAGCUUCUCUCGAUGCGCCUCGAUACGAGCCAGGACAGUGCGUUCCAAGCGCUCCUUUCAGCAACGCACGAGCACUUGGCCGCGGGCGACGUCGACGAAGCGACAAAGCGGACACUAGACCUCCUCCAGCACGUCGAGAACAAGCACUAUGCGAGCUUGCACUUGCGGCAAGCGCACGUGACCGCGCUCCAAGAGGUCGAGCGCGCGCUCGAGCAGCUCGAGCACGAUGCCGGAACACGGCGCCAGGCGCAGCGCCACGCCGCCAACGAGAGCAUGCACGCGCUGUCUGCCUUGCUGCUUGCGCCGUCCACUUUCGAGCUUUCGCCGGCUCGCGCGCUCAUGGCGUCGGUCGCUGGCGCCUACAAGCACGCCGGCGACACCCGCGCCGAGUGCAUCGGCGCCUUUGAGCAUCUGCUCUUGGGGAAUCAUGGUCUCUCGGCGGCGCAGGACGCGUUUGAAGCCGGCGACAUUGACCGCGCCCUCGCCCUCGCGAGUGACGCGACGGCGUCCUAUGCGCGCUACCAAGCCUCCGCCCACUUUGCCCCGUGCCAGCUUUUGCUAUCGCUCGGGUCGCGUGACGUCGCCUGGUCCCAUGACGCCCAUGAAGAGGUGUACCGUGUUUUGGACCAGCGACUUGCAUUGGCGGCCGAAGCAGCCUUUGUGCAGCGCGGGCUCGUCAUUCUGAGCGCGUCUUUGGAGGCUUCCAAGUCGAGUUUGGCGGCCAACGACCCGGACUGCGCACUCGACCACUUGCGACGCUGCGAACGCUAUCGGCUCUGGCUCGGCGACCGAGCGAGCCUGUCGGCGUCGAUCGUAGCCAGUUUGGAAAAAAAGUACACCAAAGCCAAGCUGCUGCUGCCACUGACUCGCCUCGAGACGCUCAAUGAGUUUGAGCUCAGCCGCGUGAUUGCGCUCUGGUCAAGCGUCGCCAAGGACGUCGAGACCGCAACGAUGCUUGUCGCCGAGGGUGCCAUCGCCAAGCUAACAACCACGGCGGUCAUGGUUGCGCCAAAACCAAGUCUCUUUGCGUCGCUGAUGCAGCUAUGGGCCGCCAUCCUCACUGCGAGUGCCGCGAGCGACCAAGUGUUCGUUGCCGAGGCCCUGCGCUGGCUGCUCGAGGUCCUUACGCACGCGGCGUCGUCCCAGGACAAGCGGCUAUGCUUGCGUUACCUCGUGCAGUGGAUGACGGCGCGGCCGCUGCUGCACCACGUCGUGGGCAAAGGCCGAUUUUUGACGGUGUGGGGGCGCGACCGUGAUGCGAACCUCGGCGACGUCGACCUCAUGGCGGCGUACGUGCAAGUGUGGCAGCAUUUCCUAAGCCUGCACGCCAAGUGUCUGCACGACGACCCGCGCAGUCUGCCCUUGUUGACCGCGAUCUGGACGCGGCACGUUGCCAAGCUCGAUGUCGCAACGCUCUGCUUGGACGUGGCAACCACGUGCUUUCGCAGUGGCCUCGCACCGAGCCGCGCCGUCGACGCCAACGUUGUCGGCGCCAUCACCACGAUGCUUCAAGUCCAUAACAAGCUACACGGCAGUGUGCUCCAGCACAUCGUCACGCUGCUGCAAGUGCUUCUACCAGCGGAAAAGAAGUGCUUGGCCAAAGCCCGAGCUCAGAGAGAUGUGCUCCUUCCGCGGCUCAUUGGCCUCGAUGGUGUCAUCCCGCUAUAUGACCUCAUUGCGGCCACCGACUCUGCGAGCACGCGCAAUGUCCUCGCUGUAGGCUCUUCCUGACCGCGCCAACCGUAGCUUCUGCAAGAGCACAUGCAUCC